Messenger RNA from Paramecium octaurelia, 979 nucleotides. NCBI's taxonomy places the organism in Eukaryota, Ciliophora, Oligohymenophorea, Peniculida, Parameciidae. The record is from the annotation of a GenBank genome assembly.
AUGAUUUCUAUUUAAUAGGGAGAUAGAUUAGAGUGCUUUAAGAUUGAUAAUCACUUCAUAGGAACUUUAACAUUAUUAAAUAAUUAUCCUUCUCAGUAUUGAGUAUUUCUUAAUUAUAGCCAUUGUGGUUUCAAGAUAAGAACCAACAAUACUCAAGACAUUCAGGUGUUGCCUUAUAUCGGUUCCUUUAAGGGAUAAAAUUGCAAAAUUACAGUAAAAUGCGUAAAGUUCUAAAGUAAGCAGUAUUAUUGAUGAUGAAGGAAAUGCGAAAUUGUAAAUCUUGAUAGCUGAUAUAAAUGAUCAAAACUUCAAUAAGACUGACCCUAAGUCGUUGGCAUAAUACUUUGAGGCAAACAGUAAUAACCCAAAAGUAGAAAAAAUUAAAAUUGAGAUUGUUACUAUUGAUUAAAAUUUAUUAAUAAAGUAAUCAAGUAUCAUCAACUAAUCAGCUUCUUAAUUUAGAUAUUACGAAGAUCAAAUGUAUGUAAAGGAAGAGGUUACAUAUGAAUAAACUGGCCAUCUAAUGAGAACUGGAUAAGGAUAAUAAUAAUAAUAAUUAAUAUAAGAUGCAUCUUAAUAGAGUAGUGGAGUAUUGGAGGAUGACCAAAGAUAGUUUAUUACGUAACCAACGUUUUAGAUACAAUAUCAAACCUUUUCAAAACAAUCCUCAGGUUCUUAAAAUAAUAUCUUGAAUGGUUAAAAUCAAAAGUAAUAAACACAUUCUUAUUAACCUUAAAAAUAGAAUGGUUUUAAAUAUGAAAUUGAUGAAGAUCCUUAGAUAAAAUUGUUGAACUCACGAAUCUUAUAAUUGUAAAAUGAACUCGAGAAAUCAGAAGCUGAAAAAAAGAGUUUAGAAUAGUAAAAGCACUCACUCUUAAAUAAUUAUUAAGAAAAAGAUUCGUAAAUCUUUGUUUCUAUCCAACAUGUUUUUUUCUCCGCAAUCUUUUGUUUUCUAUUAGGGUAUGUAACCGCAAGUUGA